AUGUUGGAGAAUGUACAGCUGCUGGACAAAUACAACCUUCGGAACCCAUCAAAGGGCACAUUGUACUUCGCAACAACACACCUAAUCUUUGUGGACCAUGAGAUGAGGAAAGAAACAUGGAUUCUCCUCCCGCACAUAUCAACAGUGGAGCGUUUACCGAUAACAACCACUGGGUCACCACUACUCGUGCGCACCAAGACUUUUCAGUCAGUCUUCUUUGUCAUACCUCGCGAACGUGACUGCCAUGAGAUGCAUCAGACGCUGAUGCGGUUAAGUCAGCCAGUGAACAUAGAAGAGCUGUACUGCUUCAACUACAAGUCGACUCCGGAAGACUUACCAAAGUCAGCGGGUUGGAAUUUCUUCGAUAUACAAACGGAAUACCAAAGAAUGAAUGUUCCUAAUGAGCAUUGGGUGCUGUGCAAUGCUAAUAAGGACUAUGAGCUCUGUGAUACCUACCCAAAUGCUAUAUAUGUACCUGCGCGUGCGUCGAGCACAGUACUCUUGGGUAGUGCGAGCUUUAGAUCACGCGGACGGCUGGCAGUAUUGGCUUAUUUACACCACAAUAAUGCUGCUAUUACGAGGUGCAGCCAGCCGCUUAGUGGGUUUUCAGCUAGAUGCAUGGAAGAUGAGCAAAUGUUAGAUUUGAUUCGGCGAGCGAAUCCAAAUUGUGGAUAUAUGUAUGUAGUGGAUACGCGACCUAGGAUAAAUGCGAUGGUAAAUCGUGCGGCUGGCAAGGGGUAUGAAAACGAAGCGUUUUAUGAAAACAUCAAAUUUCACUUUAUGGGAAUCGGGAAUAUACACGUGAUGCGCAAGAGUUUACAGAAAGUUGUUGAAACUUGUGAACAAAAUACACCAACGAUGUCGUCAUUCUUAAGUGGGUUGGAGUCUUCGGGGUGGCUCAAACAUAUCAAGUCGAUACUAGACACAUCUUGGUGGAUAGCGAAUGCGAUAGAUAGCGGUGUGAGUGUGUGCGUGCACUGUAGCGACGGGUGGGACCGCACGGCGCAAGUGUGCUCGCUGGCUGCUGUUUGCCUCGAACCGCACUACCGGACUAUUAAUGGGUACCAGGCAUUAAUAGAGAAAGACUGGUUAUCCUUCGGUCACAAGUUCACAUCCCGGUGUAGUCACGUGGCAGGAGACCCGAGAGAACGAUCGCCGGUGUUCACGCAAUUGCUGGAUUGUACGUGGCAGCUAUUACGACAAAUUCCUGAGGCUUUCCAAUUCAACGAACGGUUUUUAAUUACUCUACAUGAUCAUGCGCACGCUUGUCAAUAUGGAACCUUUGUUGGGAACUGUGAAAAGGAUAGAAGAGAUCUUAGAUUAUCAGAGCGCACCUUCUCUUUAUGGGGUUACAUGGCGAGUCACCUGAACGAGUACAAGAAUCCUUUAUACAGUCCCAAGGCCCAUCCGGAUAUUUUGAAACCCGACUUGUCUGCCCAAAGUAUCAGGUUCUGGAGCGGUAUGUACUGCCGUCAUGAGAGCGGUGUUCACCCACGGGAGUCCCUUCCCGAUCUCUUACCUGCUGCUGUAGAGCAUUCGGCAGCCCUUCACCAGCAUAUAGACUAUUUAGCUAAGCGAAUAACGACAUUCAAGAAGCUGCUGUCAAGUAAGAAAGACAAGAGCGAGACGUCGGUCAAUUAUCAAAAUGGCAAUUUGGAAACUGUCGAGAUCGAGACGAGGACGGCUGGAAUGCAUAUUGAUAACAAAUUCAUAUACGAGUCAGGCGCCAAUCUGUCAGAAAUGGAGUGCGCAAACCACGAUCAUCCCCUCAAAGAGACUAAACCACAGAAACCCACCAAUAUCCCACUUAUAACUGAAAAGACAGAUGACAUGAUCCCACCGAGUUUGUCAGCGUUGGAGGCAGAAAUAAAUUCAGUUGCCUUAGACUGGAAGAGCAUUAAAAAUGUCACCGAAUGCAGUUGCUCUACGCCCUUGGACCAUUUUAGUAGGAAGCACCACUGUUGGGGCUGCGGCGGGUGCGUGUGUACUCGAUGCGUGUCCCGUGCCCCUUUGCCUGCCCUCGCUGCCCCUGCCCCUGCGCCUCUCUGCGCAGCCUGUGCCCCUCCAACGCCGCACGCCUACAUAAAUCAUCAAGAGCCCAAAAAGUGA
Messenger RNA from Pieris macdunnoughi, 2109 nucleotides. The record is from the annotation of a GenBank genome assembly. NCBI's taxonomy places the organism in Eukaryota, Metazoa, Arthropoda, Insecta, Lepidoptera, Pieridae.